AUGAUAUAUUCACACACAUUAGCCCUUAUUUCUGACACAGCCAUCAUGAAGACAGCAGUGAUCUUUCUGGCUCUCUUUCAUGUCUGCUCUUCUAUCCCAGUCAGUCGCCCGACCAACUGGCUGAGAGAAUGCCGUGCCUCCACCAACCUUUCCAUGACAGCACUGGAGGUGCUGCCAGGUGGAGGAUGGGACAACCUCCGCAACAUGGAUAUGGGUCGAGUAAUGAACUUCAGCUACUACCACUGCCAGACCACUGAGGACGGUGUCUACCUUAUCCCGGAUGAAGUGUUUGUCAUUCCCCACAAAGAGACGGGUGUAGAGACCAACUCAGAGAUAAUCAGUUCCUGGCAGGAGCAGAAAAGCUCUACAUCUAGCUCCAUAAAUGCAGACAUAUCCUUCCUCUCUGUGCUGAAUGGUAAAUUUUCUGUCGAGAACCAAAGGAUGAAAACCCAUCAGAUCAAAGACUCUUCAACUACAGCAAGAGUGCAGGUUCGUAACUUCAUUUAUACAGUUAAGGCUUAUCCAGACUUUACUCUGGACACACGCUUUGCUCAACAAGCCAAAGAGAUUGCUGAUGCAAUUGAAAACAACCAGACGAGGAGCGCAGACUAUCUUUCAGAGAAGAUGGUUCUGGACUAUGGAACACAUGUUAUCACUAGUGUCGAUGCUGGGGCUAGUUUGGUGCAGGAAGAUUACCUCAGUUCUACAUAUGUGUCAGACAGUGUUUCACAAAGUACCUCUGUCAAAGCUCUCGCUGGCCUCAACUUUUUUGACAAACUCAAGUUUGACAUAAGCAGUCAAAUUACCCAACAGAGCUCAGCACUUCAAACAUAUCAGUCAAACAUUCAGUACUCUCUCAUUCAAAGCCAUGGAGGCGGAAUGCCUUUCUAUCCUGGCAUCACUCUGCAGAAGUGGCAGGAAAGUACCAGAAACAACCUGGUUGCAAUUGAUCGCUCUGGAUUUCCCCUUCAGUACUUCAUUAACACCAACACCAUCCCUGAUCUGCCACAGCCAACAGUUGGAAAAGUGGCUCUCAGAGUGAGUCAAGCCAUAGAGCGAUACUACAAGGUCAACACCCGCCCUGGCUGUGUUGACUUCAACUCAAAGAACUUUAACUUCCAGGCCAACGUGGAUGAUAAUUCUUGUGAGGGUCCUGCCACAAACCUCAGUUUUGGUGGCAUCUACCAACAGUGUACUCAGCUCACCUCAGAUGCUGGUCCACUUUGUGAUGCCCUGGCUCAGAAAAACCCUGACACAGGUGACUUCUCCUGUCGUCCACCUUACUACCCAACUUUACUUAGAUCAGAAGAGAGACAGCAGGGUUACAAUUUGCACCAGUGUUAUGAGGAAAGCUAUUCCUGUGGAUUUUUGUGGUUGUCCACUUGUUACAGAUCACAGUGUCAGGACAACUACUAUGUUCGCUCUGCUCGCAUUGACACAUACUGGUGCUCUGUGAAUGGAAAGGCCCCGGACAACUCAGGGUAUCUGUUUGGAGGUAUAUACAGCCCUUCUCUCCUAAACCCCCUCACCAAAGAGAAAAGCUGCCCACCAAACUUCAUUUCAGUCAAGUUUCUCUCAGAUGGCCAAAUGAUCUGCAUAAGUAAAGACUAUGAAACUGGCACCAGAUAUGCAGUACCAUUCGGAGGUCUUUUCAGCUGUCAGUCAGGCAAUCCCCUGGCGGGAGGCCAGCGUCACUGCCCUCCCAAGUUCAGUCAGCACCUUGCUACAGUGAGUGACGGCUGUGAAAUUCUUUACUGUGUUCAGUCAGGACUGUUCACAGGUGGGCAGCUGCUGCCUAUCAUUUUGCCUCCUUUCACUAAACCUUCACUCAUUAGCAUGCGAGCCACCAACACGGUAAUGGUGAUGACUGAAGGAGAAAAGAGCUGGGUCAGGGUGGGGCAGACCAAGGCAUGGAAACUGGCCACACCAGAGGAAAUCAAGAAAAUUGUACUUCAGCUUAACCCAGAACUGAGUCAGAUGUCUGGUGGACAAAAGGCAGGAAUAGUCUUUGGGGUGGUGGGUAUGAUGGUGCUGGUGGUCAUAGGGGCAGUAGUCCUGAUGAAGAGAAGGGGCAGGCGGCCUAGGUUUGAGAGAGCUAGAGAUUAUGAGGACCUACACGGAGAGGCUGGGUAUAAUGAAAGUGAGACGUUGAUACAGCAAGAUGAGGCUUGAGAAAAAAAGGCACGGCUUAGAAGCUUGGCUUAGAAGCUUGGCACCCAGAGAAAGGUUAAUCUAGUGUGACAGAUUUUGUUUUUUGAUCCUUGUUGAUUUUUACCUCAGAUGUCACCUUCAAGUGUCACAGGAGUGGAACAUUUUCACAUUUAUGCGAAAGAUCGGUAACAUUUAUUGGUAGACAUUUUUGUAUGGCAACAUGAUUUGUACUUUCAGCUUCUCUUAGCAGCAGUAAACUUUGAAUUUUACACUUGCUAACAUUAGACAGUAUAAUACUGUAUUAAACACACGUGACUCCAGAGCUAUCUGCCUUUGAGAUCAUAAAAUGGCACAUUGAAAGCAGAAGUGAUUUUCACAUAGUGAACCAAUACUGUCCACACGAAGAACCUGAAUGCUCUGUAUGACUAUGCUUGAAUGUACUAAUCAUAAAACACGUUGUUUACUUAUAUUUCAACUUAUAUAGUAAUUUCUGUAUGAAUAAAACAAAUGUUAAAUAAUGGAUUUAUUCUUGUAAUGUAAUUUUUGUACCAUGCUAUUAAAAACAGAGGAUUUCUCUAUUUUUGUCAAUUAAACUUCUUUACUGUGCACUCAACUAUUAAAGUAAUUCAAAACAG
Messenger RNA from Toxotes jaculatrix (banded archerfish), 2786 nucleotides. RefSeq names its product macrophage expressed 1, tandem duplicate 1 (gene mpeg1.1). Gene Ontology annotation, biological process: defense response to bacterium. The record is from RefSeq and is a predicted model, not a curated record. The transcript is spliced from 2 exons. NCBI's taxonomy places the organism in Eukaryota, Metazoa, Chordata, Actinopteri, Toxotidae. Bases 1 to 2172 code for a protein of 723 amino acids.